AAACAGUACUGCGUGUGCACACUCCGACGAUCCCGGCUAUCUCGGACCCAGCAAGGUAUAUAGCCAACGAGCUGCAUGCACGAUGAAUAGCAAAACCCUCCCUUGGCCCAGAUCCUAGCACAACCACAGGCCGUAUGGCAUCUGCUUUCCCGGCCAUACCCGAUCCAGCUACCAAGCUGGGUCACUACCGCCAGCUCGCCCCUCGCGCGGCGAUCCAUGUCUCCCCGCUCUGCCUCGGUGCAAUGAGCAUCGGCGAUAAGUGGGAGAGCAUCGGAAUGGGUGCAAUGAACAAGGAGCAAUCGUUCAAGCUCUUGGACGCUUACUACGACGCAGGCGGAAAUUUCAUCGACACCGCUAGCAACUAUCAAGACGGCUCUUCUGAGGAGUUCAUCGGUGAGUGGGCGGAGGCCCGCGGCGUGCGCGACCAGCUGAUCAUCGCCACCAAGUGGACCAACAACACCAAGCUGAGGGAUGACACUGUGAAGCAAAAAGUGAAUUGGUCGGGCAACAAUGCAAAGAACCUCCGGCUCAGUGUCGAGGGUAGCCUGCAGCGGCUUCGGACAACCUACAUCGACGUUUUGUACAUGCAUUACUGGGACAACCACACCACCGUCGAGGAGCUCAUGGACAGCCUCCACAACCUCGUGGUCGAAGGCAAGGUCCUCUAUCUCGGAGUCUCCGACACCCCCGCAUGGUUCGUGACCAAAGCAAACGCCUACGCGAAGUCGCACGGAAAGACGCCCUUCGUCGUCUACCAAGCGGCCUACUCCAUCCUGCAGCGUGACAUCGAACGCGAGAUCCUCCCGAUGUGCAGGUACGAGGGCAUCGCGCUCGCGCUCUUCGACGUCCUCGCUGGCGGACACAUCCGCUCAGACGAAGAGGAAGAGCGCCGCCGCCAGACGGGCGAGGGUGGCCGGACCGUCAUGAGUCCCUGGGAGCGCACGCCCGACGAGAAGAAAAUGUGUGAUGCACUGGAGGUCGUGCGUGAGCAGGUCGGAGCGAAAAACAUCACCGCAGUCGCAAUUGCAUACGUGAUGCACAAGGUCCCCUACACCUUCCCUAUUGUAGGAGGGCGCAAGGUCGAGCACCUGCACGCAAACAUCGAAGCACUGAGCAUCAAGCUCACCACGGAGCAGAUGACGUACCUCGAGGGCGUCCUGCCCUUUGAACCUGGAUUUCCUCACUGGAUCACUGGACCGUUGGGAGACUACCCAUGGCUCCUGAAGAGGACCGCGAAGUUUGAUCCUCAGCCGCUUGCGCCCCCGAUUAUCCCCUCUCAGUGAAGUCCCCGACAACGAAGUCAUAACAGCACGACUCGGAGGCGUAACCUUCUGGAUCUGUUGACAACCAUGGCUCGUGUCGUACGUGUUGUGUGACAAUGAA
Molecule: messenger RNA, 1383 nt
Organism: Rhodofomes roseus
Lineage: Eukaryota; Fungi; Basidiomycota; Agaricomycetes; Polyporales; Fomitopsidaceae
Product: aryl-alcohol dehydrogenase
Exons: 6
Coding region: 135-1283 (382 amino acids)
Source: RefSeq, a predicted model, not a curated record